Peronospora matthiolae is the source of this 1698-nucleotide messenger RNA. The record is from the annotation of a GenBank genome assembly. Lineage: Eukaryota; Oomycota; Peronosporomycetes; Peronosporales; Peronosporaceae.
AUGGAGCUGCGCCACUCUCCUCCCUACCACCGCAAGAAGAGUGUAAAAAGCAAUGAAAUGCUAACUUGGACGCUGGAAGAAGAUUCCUUGCUUCGAGAUGGCGUUUGCCAGUACGGAGGCAAGAACUGGAAAGCGAUUUCGAGCCGCAUUGAGCGCCGGUCCCCUGCCGAGUGUAGCAAGCGAUGGAGUACCCUACAAGGUCUUGACACGGUUGUAAAACGACCUUGGACCGAAGAGGAGGACUCGGAAAUGAUGCGUUUGGUGAAGAAAUAUGGAGCGAGCAAAUGGUCAGUGAUUGCUUCAUACCUGAAAGACCGCAAUGGCAAGCAAUGUCGUGAAAGAUGGCACAACCAGUUGAAUCCGUCGAUCAAGAAAACGCCCUGGACCGACGAGGAGAAUGAAAUUAUUUUACGACUGCAGGCUCAACUGGGGAAUUGCUGGGCGAAGAUCACUGCUGCGCUUCCAGGUAGGACGGACAAUAGUGUGAAAAAUCACUGGCACUCUUCGCUGAAAACCCUGGGGAAGCGUGCACGUGAGGGUAGCAGCGUUUCUUCACGCGGGGACUCCCCAAAGUCGAAUCGAUCCAAGUUGAGGAAGCAACCCCGCAAGACCAAGUCAGCCAAGAAGGGGAAGGAAAACGUGAUACUGUCAAGUGGUGAUGCUUCUGUUCGUGAGAAUGAGGACGCAGCGGCACGAAGAGGAACUCAAGGGUGUGCAUCGGAAACGACGAUUUCAGCCUACAUUUCUCCCCUCAGCGGCUCGGUUUCUUGUUCGAUCACUGUACCGGGUGCUGAUGGGUUUGAGAGCUCAGUAAUGAGCUGCGAGAGCUCGUCGGGUGGUUCCGGUGAUGGUCGCGGGGCUUUGUCGCCCGAUUCGGUGUCCCAUGUGGACAAAUUUGAUCUGACCAUGUCGUGUACUCAGUUGUACCAAGAAGGUGUGCUGAAAGCUCAAGCUGUGAUUGAUAACGUAUUGGAUCCGAUGGGAAUGGGCAGUUGCAGACUGAACAGCGACUUGUCGACGCCCCCAGGUUCUGAGCUGGACGAUAUCGAGACGAGGUCGGAUCAUUCGUUCCAGCACUUGAUGGCAGCGUGGUUUGCAAGCGACGACGAUUUGUAUCGUUCAGUAAGCAGUGACCUGGUGUCAGACCCGACACCAGCAGCUCAACCUCCUUUUGGCCUGGAUGAGCUGCCGUUUGAUUCGCUCUAUGAUGUAUGCGGUGACGGAUUUCUGGCGUCGACCGGUACCGCUACAAAUGCACCUCUAGGGCAAGUUGCUCAAAGGUCGAUGCUCCCGGAAUGGGGAACGUGCAUCACAACUUCGUCUCCGUCUGGGGAUACGGCAGACUCAACCUUCGUCUUUGACCAGAUGGAUGAUACGGUGCGAGCGACUGCUACGAUGAUCGAAAAUGCUCCGAUGGGUGACGUUGCUCAGCGGUCGAUGCUCACAAAGUGGGGAACAUGCAUCACCAAUCCGUCUCCGUCUGCGCCACCGGCAGGCUCGAGCUGCGAUUCUACUGGAACGUGUAUGACGCCGACCUUGUCGUCGAUUGAUGAAGUGGAAAGUGAGACGUUGUUCCAGAUGAAGGAUGAACCGCCAAGUGAUUGUACCAAGUUUGAAAUUUCGGCUAUGGCCUGCAGUUUGAAGCAGUCGAUUCCAAGCUCUGAUGCAUUUUCACUUCUCUUUGAUGUGGAAAUAUAA